AUGUCCGACGACGACGAGCUCCCGCCUGGCGGUGGCAACCACGAUGCUUUCUACGUCCUCCUUCCCCUUCUCAUCGUGCUCUCUACCUUUCUCUUUCUGCUCCUCAUCUUCCUGCUAUGCAUUAUCCUCCUUCGCCGCAGACGCGGCAUCAUGCUGCGCGACAGCGACGGCCCCAUCGACAUGAGCCGCGAAGAUCUCAUCGAAGGCGAGGGCGGCUUCGAGGGUGUGGAGUCUCGCUGGCUUGAGACCGUAUCCGAGGCUGACCGCAGAGCAUAUGCGCGUGCGAAGGAUUAUCAGCUGCAGUACCGACCAAACUCGUUCCCGACCGAUAUCACUCUUUCGCAGUUCCUUUCCAUCCAGGAAAAGGGCGUGUCGGCAUGGUCGUUCGAGCCGGAUUUCGAGGCGAUAAACUCCAUGCUGGUGCACGCGCGCACGGAGAUCACGUUUCUCCCAGAUCCGUCGUCAGCCACUUGCGUGCAGUCCAAUCUCCCUCUGCCAAAGUUGAACGAGGUGUACUACUGGGAGGUCAAGAUGUUCGACCUCCCGGAAACCACCAACGUCGCCGUGGGUCUUGCGACAAAGCCGUACCCGUGGUUCCGGCUUCCCGGCUUGUGCCGCUUCUCCGUGGCUUACCAUUCUAACGGCGACAAGUCUCACAACUACCCGUUCACCGCCCAGUCAUGUGGCAUGCCGCUCAAGGAGGGCGACGUUCUUGGUGUUGGGUACCGACCUCGCACGGGUACGGUGUUCUUUACCAAGAACGGCCGCAAGAUGGAGGACGCAUACAUGGGCCUCAACAACUGGAACCUGUUCCCUACUAUUGGGGCAGAUGGCCCAUGCAGCGUACACGUUAACUUGGGACAGUCUGGAUUCGUCUUCAUUGAGGCCAAUGUGAAGAAGUGGGGUCUGGCGCCUAGUGUCGGGACGCUGGCACCGCCGCCUCCUUACGGCAGCGAGCGUGGAAGCCUGCUGCUAGCUGCCGGUGGUGACAUUAUGCCCGUGCAGAGCGGUCUUGUGUCCCCUCAAAGCCCCCCUCCAGGCUCCUCUCGUUCACGACGCUCCCAUCGCUCUCGUAGGCCGAGGAGUGCGCUAGGCACUGCCACUCCAGUUGGAUCUUCGUCGAUGCAGGCUAGCCCGAUAACCUCUCCCAGUCCUCCCGAGACACCACCACCACCCAUCACGCCCAUCGAGGAAGAGAUGGAUACCGGCGCCGAAGGGGCUGCCUCGACAUCGCGGAGGUACAUAUCGCCCACUGACCUGCCCUUUCACGAACCUCCUAAUGCUAAUCUCCCUCCUUCCCCGACCCGAAGUGCGAACCCUGAGUCUGGCGUCGUCGGCGGCGAAGGCGAGUGGUCAUCCGGGUCCUCGCAAACGUCACGGUCGCCCUCGCGAGCAGGUGCGAACCAAUUCAACGUCCCUCGUCCCCAGCCAUUCAGCCUCACUCAUCCGCGCACGGGCUCGCGCUCGUCGAUAACAGGUUCGGAGCUCGCAAUCCACGUCCACCCGCCUCCGGAGUCGCCGAUCGGCCCCGAGCCGCCCACCCCGGACCCCCAACGCGACAUCCGCUUGCAGGCAUUCGCGUCUUCUGGCUUGUCAGCCGCUGGUUCGUCACGGAGUUCAGUCGUUCCGGACCGUCCACCACCUGCCUACUCGCCGCUCGACGCAUAUGCGUACUCGGAGGGCGUGCAUAUCGACCUCCCUGCGGAGAUGAUUGCUGCUGCCCUGGAGCGGGGCACCAUCCCUGCCAACAUGAUCGGCAGCGCGAGCUCCCGCUCAGACCGGCAUCGGAAUCGACGAGAGAGGCGGUGA
Molecule: messenger RNA, 1809 nt
Organism: Fomitopsis serialis
Lineage: Eukaryota; Fungi; Basidiomycota; Agaricomycetes; Polyporales; Fomitopsidaceae
Product: concanavalin A-like lectin/glucanase domain-containing protein
Exons: 2
Coding region: 1-1809 (602 amino acids)
Molecular function (GO): protein binding
Source: RefSeq, a predicted model, not a curated record